This is a messenger RNA of Bactrocera oleae (olive fruit fly), 6373 nucleotides long. The record is from RefSeq and is a predicted model, not a curated record. NCBI's taxonomy places the organism in Eukaryota, Metazoa, Arthropoda, Insecta, Diptera, Tephritidae.
CACCCAAUCGAUCCUCUUCGAUCAGUUCAGUUUGUCAGCGUCUGUUGUCUUGAUAACGUUCUCAUUUACAUAUUGUUUUAUUCAACUAAGCGAUUCUGCUUGUGCAUCAAAACUCAUCGAUAUACAUAUAUACGUACUUUCAAAAAAAAAAAUCGAAAUACUUUCUUUAUUGCUGUUUUGGUUAAAGUUUAGUGCGUCGUCAAUCGAUAAUCCCACUUGUUCGCUUAGUUUUGUGCUGCAUCACGUAAUACAUAACGUUGUAACUGGUGUAAAAUUGUCCAAUUCGAAAAGGUGUAUUGUCUUCGUUUAAACGAAAAAAAUAUUGAAAUCGUAUUUUAUAAUUUGUCAAAAGUAAAACGCUGCCGUCUUAUAUGCUAUAUACAUCUAUAUAAUAUAUAUAUAUACAAUAACGUAUUGCAUUCGUUCUUUACUUUUCUGUCGUGUUACGUCACUUAUCGUAACGUAUUGUCUUCAGCGUUUUGCAGUCGUGUUUAAUCGCUUUAAUAUCUGCCGUUGAUUUGUGCCGAAAAUCAAAAACAAUAAUUUUUAAAACAUUUGGAUCCAUUGAUAGCGCUUUAUUGUGGGCUUAACUGUGUUUGGUGUUACCCGAAAAGAAAAAGAAAACACAAAAAGCGAACUGCAAAAAAUCAAAACUCUCUAAGAUCGCUUAUAUACGUACAUUUAUAUAUAUAUCUUACUAGUAAACUUGUAUAGUUUUGUAUCAUAUGCAAAAGCAAACGCGAGCGAAUUUCUGAAAAUUUUACAAAUAAACGAACUUCAAAGAAGUUGUGCGCACACAAAGGACAACGGAAAACCGUUAUUAAGAAAAACUGAAAAUAAAACUUGUCGAGAGUGGAUAGUAGUGAGUUUAAGACUCGUGCUAGUAUACAUUUUAAGGAGCUUAUUAAGCCUUUAAAAGCUUUUGGCGCUACGCUUUUGAGCAAAUUUCGACUGCUCGAUUUGAUUUGCGUUAACAUUUUGUUGUUGUAUGAGCUAUCGGCCAACGUGCAAUAAAUACAAAAGUGAAAGCAGAAAUACUAGCAACAGCUAUCCAACGCAAACGUCACAUUGUCCGUUGGAGGCUACACGUAUAAGCGUCGCCUGCCGUUACGACAGACGCAAAACACAAAAAUUGAGAAUCGCAGCAAAGCGUUAACAUAAUGUUAAGUUCGCUCGAUGCUUUAGCCGGUAAAAUUUCACCUGGUUCUGGCAAGAAUAGUCCGUCCCAGCAGGCACAGUCGCAGCAGCAGCAGCAGCAGCCGCUCGGUUUCCAUAUCAAUCAAACGUCCGAGACGAAUAUUGCGCAACUACAACAACAACAACAGCAGCAACAACAAUCCGCCAACCAAUUGCAGGCAACACAUUUGCCCGCAACAAGAGAACAGCAACAGCAGCCACAACAACAACAACAGCAACGCUACAAUGGCAAUCAUUAUAAUGGACUGGACAACAAUUGCAAUAAAUUAUGCCACAUCAAUCACAACAGCAUACACCCAUAUCAGAAACAGCUGUCGAGUCAACAUAGCCAACAACAAUUGCAACAGCCAACUAUAUCGCCAACGCAACAGCAACAGUUGCAAAGCUAUUGUCAGCAACAGCAACAGCAACAAUUGCAACAACAGCAACAUGAGUUGUUUCAACAACAGCUGUUGCAACAACAGAAAUCACUGCUGCUACAACAGCAACAACAAAUGCCGGAGGAAUCCGAAUCACAGCAGGACUUUCGCAGUUGCCUGAAGGAGAAUGCAUUUGGCAUGAGUGAUAAAAGCAGCACCACCACUAGCCUUCCCAAUAGUCCGAUUCAUACAUCUACACCGGGCAACAACAAUGGCUGCAACAAUAGUUCAUCGCUACUCAAUAAUAGUAAUAGCAAUAGCAGCACAGGUCUUGUCAAUGGCGGCAACAACAACAAUAACAAUGGCCCACCAAGUUUAUGUAAUGGCAAUAACAACAACAAUACGUGCAGCGCCAAUCGGAAUGUUGUCGACAACGAAUCAUCAUGCUUCCGCAUGGACGCCGACAUGCCCUUCGGUGAGAAGGAACCCGAUCCAGACAAUAUCAAAAUGUUUGUUGGCCAAGUGCCAAAAUCCAUGGAUGAGGCACAAUUGCGUGAGAUGUUCGAGGAGUAUGGUCCAGUGCAUUCGAUAAAUGUGCUACGCGAUAAGGCGACUGGAAUCAGUAAAGGUUGCUGUUUCGUGACAUUUUAUACUCGUCGCGCUGCCUUAAAAGCUCAAGAUGCCCUGCACAAUGUGAAAACCUUAAAUGGGAUGUAUCAUCCCAUUCAGAUGAAGCCCGCGGAUAGCGAAAAUCGAAAUGAACGGAAGCUUUUCGUUGGAAUGCUCAAUAAGAAACUGAACGAGAACGACGUACGCAAAUUAUUCGAAGUUCACGGCGCCAUCGAAGAGUGCACGGUCUUGCGGGAUCAGAACGGACAGAGUAAAGGGUGUGCCUUUGUUACAUUUGCCACUAAACACGCGGCGAUAUCAGCGAUAAAAGUGACUUUGAACCAAAACAAGACAAUGGAUGGUUGCACAUCGCCACUGGUUGUGAAAUUUGCCGAUACGCAAAAGGAGAAGGAGCAAAAGAAGAUCCAGCAAAUACAGGCGAAUCUCUGGAAUCUGGCAUCGAACAUAAAUAUACCGUUGGGUCAGACCGCCACUACCGUUUCAACGCCCAUACUGCCGAAUCCGCCACAACAGGCGAGUCCGGUGUUGGGCGCCGAUGCCAUUACACCGGCCUCACUGCAAUUGCUGCAACAGUUGCAGGCGGUCGGCCUGCAGCAGCAAAUUUUGCAAGGUUUGGGCGCUCAGGCGAGUUCUGCGGAAACGGCCGCGGCAACGGCUGCUGCCGCCGCAGCUGGAUUACUACCACCGAUGACGGUACAAAACUUGGCCGCUAUUGCGGCGAUGACGCAACCCUCACUCGCCAAUGCUGCCACCAAUCCGGGCAGCGCGCAACUGACAAACACAGCGGCUCUCUUAUGGACCGAUCCGAAUCCAUUAGCAUCUGCGUACAUGUCAACGGCCGCCGGCUUGCCACAAUUCAGCAGCACCGCUUUAUCGACUUCGCCACUGGCCAGCGUGGCAUUGAGCAGCGCCGCAGCAGCAGCGGCCGGCAAACAAAUCGAAGGUCCCGAAGGUUGUAACUUAUUCAUCUACCAUCUGCCGCAAGAAUUCACCGACACCGAUUUGGCAUCGACUUUCCUGCCAUUUGGCAAUGUCAUCUCUGCCAAAGUCUUCAUCGACAAGCAAACCAAUCUCUCCAAAUGUUUCGGCUUUGUCUCCUUCGAUAAUCCCGAAUCAGCGCAAGUAGCCAUUAAAGCGAUGAACGGCUUCCAAGUCGGCACCAAACGUUUAAAGGUGCAGCUGAAGAAGCCUAAAGAUGCAUCAAAGCCAUAUUAGGGACAACGCGACAGCGAGUCGCAACGCGAAGUUGGCUGCAGCAAAGAUGAACAGUAUGCAGAAGAGCGGCACUUAAGAGAGUGGAACGGAGCUAACGAGUUGAAGUCAAGAAUUGAAGAAUUGUGGUGAAUAAAAGAGAGAGAUAGUGAAUAACAUUUUGAACUAACUGGAUUGAUGUCGACAAGCUGUUGUACAGCAACACAAACAAACAAAGGCUGUAUGCUGUGGUGGUGUUGGGGAAUACUGUUGGUGUGGGAGGUAGGAACACAUGCAAAGCAACUGUUAAACAGCUGCUAUUGACACACGCACAAACACACACACAUACUUAACAACACACACACACAUGCUUACUUUACUCAAAUGUCAGGCGUUCGUGUAACUGCUUGAAUUAUGGCCAAUUUGUUUUUGAAUUAAUGUGUAUUAUCUGGAAGCUUAGCUUUAACUGUACACAAUGUUUUUUCUUUUUCACUAUUUUUUUGUAGUUUUAACAGUUUUGCUUACAAAGCAAAUAAAAACAAAUUAAAAAUAUUAUAACAUUAUAAUAUUAUGAAUAUAUACAUAUAUUAUAUAUUACUGAAUUUUAUGUUGAAUUGUUAAUAUAAAACCAAAAAAAUAUUUUUGUUUAUUAUCUAUAUUGGAUUUAGUUUCUAAGUUAUCUGUAGCUAUAGCUUGUUUGAAGUUCUCACUACACGAAUUUGUUGUAAGCUUAUCAAAUUAUGGAAACAAAAUACCAUAGAAAUUUUACGACGUUGAAUUGAGUUGUUAACUGUUGCCCACAGGCUUCUUGUAAUUUCAUUUUUUUAUCUUAUCUUAUAUAUAACUGCACAUUUGUUACAUAACAUAUAAACGAACAACGAAUUUUCAUAUUUUGUACGGACAGAAUGUUAAUAAAUUUUACAUUGUCUUAUGUUGUAUAGCCGAUAUUUGAAUUGCAUUCACUAUGACUAGGAGUAAGUGUCGCUGCAAAAACAACAAAUGCGCUUAACCACAUUUUAAGCUUAAAGCUAUGCUUUUACAUGCAUAUUUACAAAGAGUUAGCGCAAGUGAAAUAUGUGCUCAUGGAGAAGAAUGCAUAUAUAUAUAUAUAUUUUCAAGUAUGUGAAUAAAAGUACAGCUGUAUAUACUGUACUUAUGCAAACCCAUUGUCACAAAGUUAUAUCAAUAAAUGUGAAAAUUUGUGCACAAAUCUUUCUAAAGGCACAUUUUGUGAAUUUAAAAUAUUUAAAAGGCUUUACAACAACAUAUUUUAUACAUAUUUCACUAAAAAAUAUAUACUAUACGUAUUUUUCUUUGUACAUGAAACAUUAAUGUCGUAAAAAUUUGAUACUUCUGUGACAAAAUUGCACGAUUAUGUUUCAAACACAAAUGUUUCGCAAAUAGUGUUAGUUAAAGCGUUUGGUUGACAAGCUUUUAAGUAUAAUUUUUUUUAUCUUUUAUUAAAAUGCGCACAUACAUGCAGAAUAUGUAAGCAAAUAUGUAAAGACCUGGCAGGAAAGAUUCCAAAAUAAUUAAAAAAUAAAUUUAACAUUUUUUUAAUUAACAAUUUUUUUUCUAUCUCUAUACAUACAUACAUGCAUAUAAUUAAUAAAACAAAAUUUAAUUGGACAAUACUUUUUUUAUAAAAAAAUUUGUUUUGAGUACUAAAAUAUAAGGUUGUCAAAUAUCUCCCUUCCGCUUCUUUUGAAUUUCGCGGCUAUGUACAAAGCGCUACAGAGCUCGUAUCUGGCAACACUGUCUUGACAUAACCUACAAAACAACGCUAUGCAUGAUUAGUUUGGAUAUUGCGUUCAACAGUUAUAGACGUGUAAACAUGGAGUUCACUAACGCCGAAAUUCGCGCUAUUUUAAAGUUUUCCUUCGUUAAAGGCAAAUCCGCUAGAGAAACGUUCCGUGAGAUUAAUGGUGUUUUGGGGGAUGGUACUCUAUCACUUCGAACCGCGGAGGAAUGGUUUCGACGAUUUAUAUCAAUUCCUUUAGUCAGAAAGAAUUUUGUUAAAAAAAUCCCAUAUAUUUUUUUAAUUAAUUUUAAAAUAUUAAAUUUUAUUGCUCAUUUAAAAAAAAUUAAUAAGUUUAGUUUUUAAAACUUUUUUUAAAAUUGUUUCAAAUAUUUUUUUUUUACAGUAAUAUUAAUUGGUAAAUAAUAUUUAAUAUAUGUAUGUAAUUAUAUAGAGUAAAGCGCGAUAAGGUUCUUGUAAAAAAAUUUUUUUUGCAGAGAUUCGAAAUAUAUUAAUUACAAAAAAAAAAUAUUAUAAAUAUUACUUUGCAUUAUAUAUAUUGUAACAAAAGACCGCUUUUAUAUUUGUGUAAAGAAAAAAAAAUUUGCUUACUUUUUAAAUUGAUUAAAGAUAUGUAUGUAUGUAUAUACAAUAGUUUAUUUUUUUUAAAUAAAUUAAAAAUAUUUUUUUAAUUAAUUAACAAAUAUUAUUUGAUACUUUAUGAAAAAAAAUUAAUAAUAAACUACUUUAGCGGCAAUUAUUAGGUUAAACUGCAAUGUAUCAUACAUGUUCUUCAAUUUCCUACUGGGUUUUUCCUCACACACACACGUAUGGUAUAAGCAUGUAUGUGCUCUACAACUUUGUAAUACAACGUUAAAUAAAUUUCGUUAUACGCUUUUCAUUUAUACAUAUACUGUUUAUGUAUUUACUAGAACGUUAAUUCGUUAUUUAUGCUCUUUUUUCUCUCAUUUUACAUGGCAAUUACAAUAUAAAACACACACAUACAUAUAUAUGCACAUUUACUUGUAAGUCCUAUUUUUUCAAUAUAUUUGAAACUGCUUUGUUAAUGCAUUAUCUAUCUAUAUAUAUAUAUAUGAUUAUUAUAAUUACUAUUGCUGAAUUUCUUUGUUCUUUGUAAAAUGAAAUCACGCGCCUCUCAUUACGUUUCGGGGGCGUGCUUACACCGAUUAUGCAACUACAUAUAUUCUUGUAUUUUAUAUCAAUAAAGCUUUGUUUCUGUUUGAAAUUUCUGUAUAAA